UCAACAUAGUAGGCUCGGAGGAUUUGAUCGCUUGCGUGGACACCUCAUGGUCAUGGCGGGGAUGAAGUUCAAGUUUAAUGAUUAAUGCUAACGAGUAUAUAUGGCAGCUUGUUAAGAAACAGCCGUGAGUUGGAGAUCACCGGUUUCACGAUUGUCACCACCGCACGCGCGAGUUUGAAGUUUCGGAUCCGUCUCGCAUGAGAGUCGGCUCGUGCGCAGUCACCAUGGCUUUGAUAAGAUUGUUGACCAGACUGAGUGGAUAUGUGCACUUGAAACAAGGUUUGGAGUGUUUGGGAGCCAGUUCUCAGAGCACGAGAUUAACGUUACAGCGCACUGUAGCCCAUUCAUCUGCAUGCAAGUAUCAGCUGCUGCCUGACUGCCUGGAGCUCAGCUAUGGUGGUCUUGUAAUGCACUUUGACUACGUUUGGCUGAGAGACCACUGCCGAUCCGCUUCAUGCUACAACUCAAAAACAAACCAGCGUAACCUGGACACUGCCAGCAUUGAACUGAACACCAGGCCUUCGAAGAGCAGAUCGGAUGAGAACAAUCUCUACCUCACAUGGCCAGAUGGUCACAUCACACGGUACAACCUAACAUGGCUGGCCCAGAACAGCUACGAGGGCCAGAAGCGGAGUGCCAUGCAAUCUCGUAUCCUGUGGAGCGCAGACAUCUACUCCAGCGCUAAGGUGCCCUCUGCCAGUUGGGACAAGUUCAUGAGCUGCGACGAGGAGCUGAAGAACUUCCUCAACAACUUGCUGCUUUACGGAAUUGCCUUCGUCGAAGACGUCCCACCAACCCAAGAAGCUACUGAAAUAGCAGCCCAAAGAGUGAGCCUCAUCAGGGAGACCAUGUAUGGGCGAAUGUGGAACUUCACUUCAGAUUUUUCUCGUGGAGAUACAGCCUACACAAAGCUGGCGCUGGACUGCCACACCGACACGUCAUACUUUCAAGAACCCUGCGGCAUCCAGGUGUUUCACUGUCUGAGACAUGAAGGAACGGGGGGCAGAACCCUGCUGGUGGACGGUUUCCACGCCGCUGACACAGUGCUCCAGCAAACGCCCGACAACUUUGAGCUGCUUUCCCAUGUGCCGAUCAAACACGAGUAUGUGGAGAAACUGAGUGAGUACCGCAACCACAUGAUCGGCAUCGGCCCCGUGCUCAACGUCUAUCCGUGGAACAACGAGGUGUACAUGAUUCGGUAUAACAACUAUGACCGUUCUGUUAUUAACACGGUCCCUCAUGAUGUGGUGCGGCGCUGGUACACGGCUCACAGGCAGCUCACCACUGAACUCAGGAGACCAGACAACAAGCUCUGGGUCAAACUCAAACCAGGCAAGGUCCUGUUCAUCGAUAACUGGCGCGUUCUGCAUGGCAGAGAGUCGUUCACCGGCCUGCGGCAGCUGUGUGGAUGUUAUCUGACGCGUGACGAUGUGCUGAACACAGCUCGCUCUCUGGGUCUCCAGGUCUGAGCGCCUAAUGCUACACUAUCCAGCCAUCAUUUACCAAAAACACCUUGAUUUCUCAAGUUCUAGCACCGCACAGGAUCACAACAGUAUUACUUAUCAACUCAGCUCUUUGUUUGAAAGAUUUGAUGAUCUUAAUGAGUUUGUUGUAGAGGAUGCAUCUUUUGAUCCAUAACGAUUUGUUUCCACAGAAAACCAGAUGGUAGUAAUAGUUUAAUUGAAAUGAUAUGGUCAGGACAUGCAUUAACUCAAGAGAAUAUGGGGUGAAAAGGCACUUAUUUCAAAAGGGUUUAUGGUAUAAUGUCUGAUUUUAAGGUUUUUGUUCAGAGACCGACUAAAAGAUUAAAUCAGAAGAUCCUUUGUUUCGCAAAGGAAGUAGUUCACACAAAAACAAUAAUGUCCUGAUUAUUCACUCACCCCCAGGCAAUCCAUGGUGUAUCGGUCUUUCUUACUUCAGCUGAAGAGAAAUGAAAGUUCUAGAGUUAAACACGACAGGAUUUUGAAUGGCGCUCAUUGUAGACCAUUUUCAAUGGACUGAAAUCCAUAUCUAGGCAGAUUCAAAGUGAUCCACAUGACCCUAGCUGACAAACAAAAGUCCUCUCCAGUGAAAUGAUCAGUCAGUUUCAGAAAAAAAUAAAGCAUUAUAUACUUUUGAACUACAAAUGUUGGCAUUGGUCGAGCUUGUGUGACAUGCAUGUUGUGAAGAUCAUGUGUGACACAGGCAAGAAGUUGUUGUUUUUGUGUCCGUUUAUAGUUCACAAUAACAAUUCUCAAAUUAAAGUGAUACGGUGAACCAUUCCUUUAAAUUGGUUGUCAAUGCUGGGUAUUUCAAUGGGUUUGUGCCUUAACCAUGCAUUCCCAUAUCACUGUUGAGAUGAUGGAAAAGAUCUCACAAAGUUUAAAUGUAUUCGCUGUAUUGCAUUAAUCUUUGCGAGGUUUAUUUUUUUGAAUCUGUAGCAUUUUAACAUCUUGUAUCCUCUAUAAAAUUCUCAAAUGAAUGUAUGCACAAAAAUACCAAUGUUACCUCUAGAAAAUAAAUUCAUCACCUUGCA
Messenger RNA from Onychostoma macrolepis, 2515 nucleotides. RefSeq names its product trimethyllysine hydroxylase, epsilon (gene tmlhe). The record is from RefSeq and is a predicted model, not a curated record. The transcript is spliced from 8 exons. The coding region runs from base 198 to 1469 and encodes 423 amino acids. Gene Ontology annotation, biological process: carnitine biosynthetic process. Gene Ontology annotation, molecular function: trimethyllysine dioxygenase activity; iron ion binding. Lineage: Eukaryota; Metazoa; Chordata; Actinopteri; Cypriniformes; Cyprinidae. Gene Ontology annotation, cellular component: mitochondrion.